UUGAACCACAUUCAGGGUAAUUAGAGUCAAGGAUUAAACAAACACCCCAAAUGCCAACAUCAUAAGCAGUGAGGGAAAUUAUCUCAUUCAGUCAGUUAGUCAAAGCUCAGUCUGCUGAGAAUCUGGAAGAAGUGCGGCCCUCAUCCUGUCCAGAGGCAGUUCACGAAACACCCUUGCUCUUGUCCUUGAUUGCGGAAGCCAAACCCAGCACAGAGAGUGGUUCCUGCAGCAAUGACCUCCCAGCCGCAGCGGGUGAGGUGGCUCUGCUCCGCUCUCCUGGGCUACCUGAGCUGCUGCUGCAUGCCGCGAGCUGAGGCGCAGUUCCCCCGCGUCUGCAUGACAGUAGAGGCGCUGCUGGCCAAGCGCUGCUGCCCAGCUUUGGGCCAAGAGCCGAGCAACGUGUGCGGCUCUCAGCAGGGCAGGGGACAGUGCAAGGAGGUGCAGGUGGACACCAUGCCAUGGCGCGGCCCAUACAACCUCCGCAACGUGGAUGACCGGGAACAAUGGCCCCGGAAGUUCUUCAAUCGGAGCUGCCAGUGUACAGGAAACUUUGCUGGCUAUAACUGUGGUGACUGCAAGUUUGGCUGGACUGGCCUCAACUGUGAUGAAAGAAAACCACUUCUUGUCCGAAAAAAUAUCCAUGCCUUGACUGCAGCAGAGAGAGCGCAGUUCUUAGAUGCUUUAGACCGUGCCAAGAAUACCACGCACCCAGACUAUGUGAUUGCUACACAGCACUGGCUGAGUCUCCUUGGGCUCAAUGGAACGGAACCACAAGUUGCAAACUGUAGUAUUUAUAACUACUUUGUGUGGCUUCACUACUACUCAGUCAGGGAUACCCUACUAGGACCUGGCCGCCCAUUCACUGCUAUAGAUUUCUCCCACCAAGGACCUGCCUUUGUUACUUGGCAUAGGUACCAUUUGCUGCUGCUGGAAAGAGAUCUCCAGAAACUGAUUGGCAAUGAAUCCUUUGCAUUGCCGUAUUGGAAUUUUGCCACAGGUAAAAAUGUGUGUGAUGUGUGUACAGAUCAGCUUUUUGGAGCAUCAAGACCAGAAGAUCCAAGCCUAAUAAGUCAGAAUUCCAGGUUCUCACGCUGGGAAAUAGUCUGCAAUAGCUUGGAUGAUUACAACCGUCUGGUUACACUGUGUAAUGGGACUAAUGAAGGCAUGCUACGGAGGAACCCACAAGGGAAGUCUAGUGAACAGCUGCCAACCAUGGAAGACAUCCAGAACUGCCUUUCACUUCGAAACUUUGAUAAUUCUCCUUUUUUCCGGAAUUCUAAUUUCAGCUUCAGGAAUUGUCUAGAAGGGUUUGAGAAAGCAGAUGGAACUUUUGUCUCCAGGAGUUCUUGAACAAAUGAACUCACAGAUGGAUGGAUGGACGGGCACACAGUCAGUCCUCAUGCUGCAGCCAAUGAUCCCAUUUUUGUGGUCCUUCACACUUUUACUGAUGCCAUCUUUGAUGAGUGGAUGAAACAAUUUAACCCCUCUGACAAUGCCUGGCCUUUGGAGCUGGCCCCUAUUGGGCACAACAGGAUGUACAACAUGGUCCCUUUCUUCCCACCUGUGACCAAUGCUCAACUCUUCUUAGCUGCAGAACAGCUCGGCUACAAUUAUGCCAUUGACCUACCAGAGUCACUUGAAGAAACUCGUGCUUGGACUAUUAUGGUUGGAUCCACGAUUGGAGGAGCACUGAUAGCUUUAGUUGUACUAAUUAUGCUGCUUGCACUCUUUCAGCACAGAAGAUACAGAAAAGGUUUUGAACCGUUGAUAAAUGCAAAGUUCAGCAAAAAAAAUUAUACAGAAGAGGCCUAGUGCUGUACAUUGCUUCAUCAGAUUGACUUGUAGGAAACUAACCUGAUUAGUUGUUCAGCUCUUAGCCAAGUGCUGAACUAAUAACUUGACACACACUCCUUGGCUGUGUCUAGACUGGCAAGUUUUUCUGCAAAAUCAUUUGAUUUUGCGGAAAAACUUGCCAGCUGUCUACACUGGCCACUU
Pelodiscus sinensis (Chinese soft-shelled turtle) is the source of this 1995-nucleotide messenger RNA. NCBI's taxonomy places the organism in Eukaryota, Metazoa, Chordata, Testudines, Trionychidae. The record is from RefSeq and is a predicted model, not a curated record.